AUGGGUCCUCUUGUUCGAGUGCUUAGACUUGUUGAUGGGGAGAAGAAGCCACCAAUGUGUUAUAUUUAUGAAGCGAUGAAGAAGUCUCAAUCCUCUCAUCAACUCAAGCCUCAUCCUCCUUGGAAACCAAGGAAUUUUUUCAGAGAGAAAAAUGUUCCUACAAAAGAUAAAGGCAUCAAAGAAGGGUCGCCUGCUCCAGGACGAUCAAUUAAUAUAAUCUCCUUGGACAAUCAAGCACACAGCACAAAAACUAAUGAAGAAUCUGAGGAGGAGACUACUGAAACUAGUGAAGGGACAGAUAAUUGGUCUGAAGAAGACUAUAAAGCAGAUCUUUUAGCAAUAAUCAUGGUCAAUCAUGUAGAAGAAGAAGAGGAAGAAAUAACUUCUGAAAGAGAUGAACCAACAGCUUCGUCUAGUCGUACACAGACAGGGUCUUUUGAAGUUAAAACUUCUAACAAAUGGUUCACCUUUGAUGAUAUUCCACCAGCAAGGUACAGAGAAAGGUUAAAUGAAUUCAGUGCUUGGAUUGAAACCACCAUGGCCAAUCCAAACCUUACAAGUAGCCAAGUCCUUGCAGACUUCAUAAAUCGGAUGACUGGCAACCUCCGAGAAUGGGUGAAUAACCUGUCUGAGUAUGAAAGACUCCAACUCAUCAAUGGUACCUCUUCACAGUUUCUAGGAAUAAUACACCAAGAAUUUCUGGGAGACAUUACAAUCAUUCAGAAGAGGAAUUCUCAAGAAUACUUUGAAUUGAAGUGUUGUUCACUCAAUAGAAUAGACUUGAAAAAAUACUACAAGAAAAUGGCAGCUAAAUAUUAUCCUCUUGGAGGAAAUAAUAAUCCGCCACUUAAACAAGUCUUUAUUGCAUCCCUGCCAAAUGAACUCCAGCCAGAACUACACCGAAUGAUGAUGGCUCUUCGCAAGGAAGUGGCUACUACUACCAUUGGAGAAAUAUAUCAAUUGGCUCUAGCCGCUCUUGACAAAUUGUGCGAACAACAACAAAUGUUCAAACAGCUCAGCAAAAAUUCGUGCAAACUCAAAGGAGCAUGCAGUAAAUCCUAUUUGAAGAUCAAAUGCAAGGAGUCAAGCACAUGUGAAUGUAAGCCCAAGAAAAAGACUCAUUGGCAAUCGCCUACCAAGGCAUUCCACCAAAAGGCUUUUAGAAGGGGAAGGAGAAAGCAAAAAUACCGUUAUUUCAAGAGAAGAAAACCUCAGACUAAGUCAAACAGAUGUUUCAUCUGUGGAAAACAAGGACAUUUUGCUAAGUCGUGUCCCCACAAGACAAAAAAGGAGAUAAAGAUGCUUCAGUCCUUAAUGGAUGCAGCUUCCAUUGAAGACGGAGAAGAUCUUGAAUCAGUACUUGAAGAACAAGAAGUUAAAGACAGAGAAACUGAAUAUGUUUUUCAAGACUCUGAUUCAGAAGGAGACCUUCCACCAAGAAGGUCAAUCUUUUCUAUAUCCUCCUUUGCACCACCCAUAGCCUCCAUUACUACAAAGAUUCCUAAAAGAUCAAAUUUUCCAGAAAAAGAACUUGGAUACCUUAGAUCCUUAGGAAUGAAACAGAUUGAUGGUACUCCUCGUCCCCAUUUUGAUUUAAAGGUCAAGACAUCUAUCUAUGACAAAUCCACAAAGGCUGUUGCCAGGGGCGGAGCUAGGCUAACUAUUUAG
Messenger RNA from Arachis duranensis, 1668 nucleotides. RefSeq lists its product as uncharacterized. Lineage: Eukaryota; Viridiplantae; Streptophyta; Magnoliopsida; Fabales; Fabaceae. The coding region runs from base 1 to 1668 and encodes 555 amino acids. Gene Ontology annotation, molecular function: nucleic acid binding; zinc ion binding. The transcript is spliced from 2 exons. The record is from RefSeq and is a predicted model, not a curated record.